This is a messenger RNA of Chiloscyllium plagiosum (whitespotted bambooshark), 3151 nucleotides long. The record is from RefSeq and is a predicted model, not a curated record. NCBI's taxonomy places the organism in Eukaryota, Metazoa, Chordata, Chondrichthyes, Orectolobiformes, Hemiscylliidae.
UUCAGAGUGGCGCCAUGUGGAGGUGCAUCAGUAUGGACUGCAUCAGUAAUCUGAGGAAUCAUGAAUGGUGCUGAAUGUUUUGUAGUCAUCAGUGAACAUCCCCACUUCUGACCUAUGGUGGAGGAGAAGGACAGUGAUGAAAUGGCUGAAAAUUAUUGGACCAAAGACUCUACCCUGAGGAACUCUUUCAGAGACAUCAUGGAGCUGAGAUAACUCACACAACCAUAAUUAUCUUCAUUUGUGCCAGAAACCUCAAUGCUAUUGUGUACUUUUCGUGGGCUAUACAAAUAUCUGGUUGUCGUCAUAUUUAGCAGACUGUCUGUAUUCAGUAAAAGAUCUCCCGAUCAGACCUUCAUAUGUACUACUUGCUUCAAUCACAAAGAUGAAGUUAAUCCUUUCCAGCAUUGUGAAUGGUUGUCGCUAUGGUAAAUUGAUUGAAGUAGGACGAAAUGGCAGUAAAAGUGUAGACAUUCCUGGCUGCCUGCUUUAUACCCGGACAGGCAGUGUUCCACAUCUUACCCAUGAUACACUCAGCCUUAUAGAAGGAGUUCCUGAACCUGUGCACCUGACAUUAUCAACAGUUGCUGAGCACCAUGAAGUUCUGGAGGAGUACAAAGAAGGAAUUGGAAAAUUCAUAGGUAUGCCAGAGUCAAUUCUGUACUGUUCUUUGCAUGACCCAGCUAGUCCAUGCCCAUCAGGAUACAACACAAACAAAACUGUAUCGGUUUGGGGUGGAGGUGGACGAAUUGAAAUAACUUUGUCAAAGUUUAUGGCAAUGCAACAAGCCUUCAAACCUGACUGGUACCAAAGUAUGGCAGAUGGAGAGCCUCUUCCUCCAGGAGCAUCAAGGAAAAGGGUAAAAAAAUCAGUGGAUCGUACUCUUGGCUUCUUGGAUUGUUGCCUCAAAGAGCAUCAGAAUUCAGAGGUGCUGAAGAACAGUGAGAUUCUGGGUGUAAUAGAAGGAGGAGAUAUUCUUGAAGAACGACUGAGGUCCGUUAGAGAAACUAUAAAGAGGCCAGUUGGAGGUUUCCUUUUAGAUGGUUUUCAGGCAGAGGAUAUGCCUGAUGACCCAAAAUUGAACUUAAUUGCUUCAGUCACAGGAGAACUGCCUGAAGACAAACCCAGGUUGAUCCAUGGAAUUGGAAAGCCAGAUGAAGUGCUGGAGUGUGUAUCAAGAGGAGUGGAUUUAUUUGAAGGUUUCUUUCCCUAUGUAAUGACUGAGCAAGGAAGAGCUCUGACAUUCAAAUUUAAAUACAAGGUGGACCCAGAAGCAGAAGCAGAACAAAAGAAUCUUGUUGGUCCCCUACAUCAGGUACAAGACCAACAACUUAUAUCUGCUUACAACACAAUGACCAUUGAACAAUGUGAAGGGAAUCACAUCUAUUCAAUGCUGGACCGAAGUGGCUGUGGGGACAACGAGAUAAGUAAUAAGGCUUCAGACAAAGGGGGCAAGACAGUUCCUUUUACGAUCAAUUUGAAAAGUGAACAGUACCGUGCAGAUUUCAGGCCUUUGUUAGAAGACUGUUCCUGCUACUGCUGUAAGAACCAUACGCGUGCCUACCUCUAUCAUCUUCUCACAACAAAUGAGCUACUGGCUGGAGUUCUUCUCAUGAUUCAUAACCAGCAUCACUACUUUGGUUUCUUCCAGUCCAUUCGUGAUGCUGUGAGAGAUGACAAGAUGCAUCAACUUAAGGAACUCAUUAUAAAACAGAAGUUACAACAGUGACAUAUUUAAUAUAUGAUUAACAAGGGAGGAAAUGGGUGUCCAAUGUAUAAGGAUUUCAAAGCAGACAGACAUUACAAUGAGUUAUUUGGAUUUAGUGUCAGUCGGUUAUUUUGACAUUUGAUGAUACUAAUUGUAAACUGAAUACUCAGCCUCCCCAUCUCCUCCAUGUUAUGUAUCUUUCACAUUACAUUAAUGUAUAACAGUUAAAAUUGCGCACACCAUUUGAAAGCCAUGCUUUGACUCAUUAAUUCUUUGACUGAUGUGUGCAGAUUAUUUUUAAGCAAAUGUUUUACAUUAAAUGUAUUUGAGUACAAAAAGGCUAGUAACAUGUUUGACUUGGCAGAAAACCUGUCUGAUGUGAUUGUCUGUAAUUAAAUGAUUACUCCAACAAAUUUGUUGAAAUGGCAUAUUUGCCUUUUUUUCACCUUUUUAGGUUUGAGCAUUUGUCUAAUUGUGAUAAAAUAUGGUCAAGAUGUCUUGAAAUUAUUUGACAAAACUUCAUUCUUUCAAUGAAUUCCUACACACACUGUUUUAGAGUUUACAUUUUGUUGGUUGAAUAUACAAUGUAUGCACCAACAAGCAUUUUUUAAUUCUUUAUAGACACUGAUGUAUAAUUCUUGGGGCAGGAAGCAUUGUUGGAGGUUGGAAUAAUUAAAUUUGCAGCCAUUGGUUCUGAGAAAUUAAGGGCAGGGUCUGCCCAUGUGUCAUCAAGUGAGCUGUGAGGAUCAAGUCAUUCUGUCCUAAACAGGCAAACAUUGCUUUUAUGAAGCAAACCAGAAUUCAAUGCCAGUUAGAGGCUCCCCAUUAUUAAUUCCACUAGCUUUACACAUAUUGAAUCAGGACAUGAACAAUCUAACCAGUGAUUUUUUAAAGUGGUUGCUGAAGGUUACUCAAAAAAAAAAGUUGCCACUUUUUUUUCCCAAUUACAAUUUCAUAAAACUGAAAGGAAUCCGUGCCCUCUGCCUGGUUCACACAACUAUUGUGACUCUGCUGGUCAGAAUACCUGCCACUGUUUCCCCUUUUGGUAAGAAAUUAGGUAGGAGUUCUGUGUGAAUGUAUCAAGUCUUUCUUUUAGUGUCUUGGUUUAGUAAAUUUUGUAUAAAUAAUAUUCCACAGAACUUAGUAAAGUGUGUUAUUUCUGCAAACUAUCAAUGUACCAGUUUAAAUCAAUUACAUUUCAAUCUUCGAUAAUUAUUUUAAAAAUUAAGUUUGUAUGAAGCAAAAGGAACCCAUUUUAUUUAUGAGACAAAAUUGUUUGCUAGUAUGUUAGACUGUAUUUGUGUAAAUUUCUUUGCAAUUUAAAAGCAUUUCUCAAUUUGAAAGCUGUAGCGCUGCAUUUUUAUUAAAGCAAAUGUUUUGUCUAUUCUGAAGUUCUUCACUAUUAUAAACUUGUGUUAUUUCUAAUAAAAAAUGACUGAACUAUGA